AUGUUUGGAUUUCCUUCGCUUAGAACUACUCUGCUGACAAGUCUGUCUUCCGUCUGCCAAUACGACUUUUGCGAGCGCGUCCCUACUCUUCGAGACCGCCCUACUUCCGCCUACCGCGCGGAUCUGCAGCAACCAGAGGGCACCCACCUUGAUGCGCGAGUUGCCGGUGUCGACGACGUAGACGGUGCCCGCGGCGUCCACAGCCACCGCCACGGGCUGCAGGAAGUCGUCCUUGCCCGGCCCGCGCCCGCCUUUUCGUGCGGCCACAUCCGGAAGGAACGAGGGCCUGGCGGGGCGCUCGUGACGGGCAUCGCCGUGUCGUGCCGCCCGGCCUCGUCGUCGUCACUGGCGGACGCGCGAGGUCACCGAGAUGACGGUGCAGGGCGACACCGGUGGCGCGCAUUCUCGCACCCGCCUUCCAGGAGCCCACGGACGUGGCGUGACGCCGGCUUAACGGCCACGGUGCUCGUCGCCGACAACCGGCCAUCAGCUGCGUCUUCCGUCUUCGACGCGGACCGGCAAGCUGUCUUCUUC
Gryllus bimaculatus (two-spotted cricket) is the source of this 534-nucleotide messenger RNA. NCBI's taxonomy places the organism in Eukaryota, Metazoa, Arthropoda, Insecta, Orthoptera, Gryllidae. The record is from the annotation of a GenBank genome assembly.